ACCGACCUCACCAAGCUGCUGCUGGCGUCCAACCGGCUCGGCCGCUUGUCCGACGACAUCCGACUGCUACCUGCGCUCACCACGCUGGACGUACGCCUCGCACUAAGAAUCUCGUUCUUGGCGCGAUCGAGGGAGCACUCGCGCUAGGCCGUUCCAGCCGUGCUCGAGCGCACUUUCGAGCCAGGGCCUGAUUUUACUGAUUAACCAAACAGACGUGGACGCUGAUCUACUAACAAGUGGCAGCCGGGAUUGCGUCUGCCAAAUGCGCUUAAUCGCGGCGCGGUUCAUUUUCCGUGUUGUGGGAGGAGUAUAUGCAAAUAGAUGAACGGCGCUGGCUGCUUUUGCAUCUUAAACCCAUUCACUGCCGCCCCAUAUUGCCAGCCGUUUUCCAGCAAUUUGACGGAUCUUCCGUAAUUACAAUCCGAAUCCGAAUCCUCUUUACUUGCCAAGUGUGUCAAAAACGCACAAGGAAUUUGUCUCGGGUAGUCAGAGCCGCUCUAGUACAACAAUAGACGGCUGUUUUGACAAUAAAUACUUUUGAUACAUAAAAACACACUUCGCGGAGUCACUUAGCCUCUAGCAAAUCUAAUGACAAGAGGGAAGAAACUGUUGGAAUAUCUGCUAGUUGAGGGGCCAUGAUCAUCUCUACAGUAUUGCGCGUGUCAAGAUCCAAGUCGUGUCGGCCGCACUCGCUCUGAACGCGGAGCUGAGGUCCACGAACGGGAUCCUCACGUAGAUCCCCGUGCUGUCGAGGUGAUCUAGGAUGAAGUGCAGUCCCAUGUUGAUCGCGUCAUCCGCAGACCUGUUUGCUCAGUAGGCAAAACUGCAGGAGGGCACGCGGGGGACCUAUGACGCUCUUGAGGUCGACCAGCAUGAGGCGUUCAAAGGACUUCGUGACCACAGCACAGAUCUAGAGAAAGCCUAUCACAGAGUACCCGGAAAGGAACUGUGCUACUGCAUGCGGAGGUCUGCAGCGGCAGAGAAGUAUGUGAGAAUAAUACAGGACACGUACGAGGGCGGCGGAACAGCGGCGAGGUGUGACAGACCAAUGGAAGGCGGAGGUGGGACUGCAUCAGGGAUCGGCCCUGAGCCCCUUCCUGUUUGCAGCGGUGAUGGACAGGCCGACAGAUGAGGUUAGACUGGAAUCCCCGUGGACCAUGAAGUUUGCAGACGACAUUGUGAUCUGCAGUGAAAGCAGGGAGCAGCUGGAGGAACAGUUCGAAAGAUGGAGGCAUGCGCCGGAAAGAAGAGGAAUGAAGAUUAGCCGAAGUAAAACAGAAUAUAUGUGCAUGAGUGAGAGGGGUGGUGGCGGGGGGGAGUGAGGCGACAGGGAGAAGAGAUAGCGAGGGUGGAGGACUUGAAAUACUUGGGGUCAAGCGUCCAGAGCAACGGGGAGUGCGGUCAGGAAGUGAAGAAAGCAGGUUGGAUAGGCUGACAUGGAAAAGGACGACGCGCUGUGGCGACCCUAAAGGGACGAGCCCAAAGGAAAAGAAGAAGUACAAAAUAUGUCGGAAAAUAUCAAAUAGUUCAGUCUUGACUGAGUGUUUCGACAAGUAUGCGAGACCCAAACGAAACAAUUUGCCCCUCUGGGAUAAUGAAGAUGCCUUCAAAUGUGAACUUUCAAGUUACGGCGCUACAUACGGAGUUAACAUUAUGGCUACUUGCAAAUGUGCAUCGAUGAUAACAAUACCGAUGACAUAGUUUCAAGUUAAAAUAGAGCACAACUUUGCGUCCGAACCGAGCCUCGUUGCGUGAACUGGGACGAGAGGCUCGGAACGGUCCGGCUGCCGUCGAGGCAACGCUCAAAGCGAUCGAUCUGUUUUCUGUGACUCGGUAAUGUGUAGAAAUAGUCGUCGGGCCACGUACAUGUCGUCAUUGAUGUUUGCGGAUGCUGUUGCAGCUGCACGACAACCAGCUGCAGACGCUGCCGAGCGCCUUGGGGGACUUGCGGGAACUUCAGCAGCUGCGACUCGGUCACAACCGCUUGAGGUCGCUGCCACCGGAGGUCUACGGUCUGAAGCGGCUCCGUAGCCUGACGCUGCAGCACAAUCUGCUGGACGGGUUGCCCGAGGAGCUGGGACAACUGGAGGCGCUCGCUGAGCUGGACGCGUCCGACAACCGGCUGACGGAGCUCCCGUCCGGCCUUUGCCGCCUCCGGCGCCUGCAGAAGCUCCACCUGUGUCGCAACAAGCUGGCCCGCCUUCCCGACGGCUUGGCGCUGCUCACCGAUGUGAAGCUGCUCGACUGCAGCAACAACCUUCUGAGUGACGUUCCCGCCGGCCUCUCGCAGAUGCCGGCGCUGGAGCAGGUCUACCUGCGGCACAACAAGCUGUGCCAAUUCCCGCCGCUUCACGCCCCCGCGCUCAAGGAGCUGUACGUGGGGAACAACCAGGUGCGCAGCGUGUCCGCCGAGCAUCUGUCCGGCUUGAGCGUCCUCUCCGUGCUGGAGCUGCGAGACAACAAGAUCGAGACGCUGCCCGACGAGCUGGCCGCGCUGAGCGCGCUCACGCGCCUCGACCUCACCAACAACGACAUCGGCACACUUCCCGCGUCGCUCGGCCUGCUGCCCGACUUGCAGAUUCUGCUGCUGGAGGGAAAUCCUCUGCGUGGGAUCAGGAGGGACCUGCUGACGAAAGGAACCAAUGAGCUUCUUAAGUACCUCAGAGGAAGAACGAAAGAGGAGCCCGAUAGCGCCGCCGACGUGCCGGCCGCCGCGACGCUGCCCGGCCAGGCCGCCGUCGACGUGCGCAACGUGAAAACGCUCAAGUCGCUGGCGUACAGCGACAAGAAGGCCGAGCGCGUCCCGGACGAGCUGUUCCGGGCCGCCGCCGAGCGCGCCGUCACGUCCGCCGACUUCAGCAAGAACCUGCUGAGCGACGUGCCGCCGAGGUUGGCCGAGACGCGGGCGUCGCUGACGGAGCUCACCGUGGCGUUCAACAGACUGACCCGCUGCGACAUCGUCUGCUCGCUGCGGAACCUCGUGCACCUCGACCUCAGGAACAACCAACUGAAAGAUUUACCGGCCGAGCUGAAGAACUUGACGAAGCUUCACGCCGUCGUCCUCAACUGCAACAAGUUCAAGUCCUUCCCGGAGGUGUUGUACGACAUGCCGUCCCUGGAAACCAUCCUGCUGGGCAACAACCAGGUGGGAGGCGUGGACCCCGCUCGACUGCUGGGGCUGGCGCGCCUGUCCACGCUGGACCUGUCCGACAACGACCUGCUCAACGUGCCGCCCCAGCUGGGCCUGUGCACGGCGCUCAGGUGUCUGAGUCUGCAGGGAAAUCCUUUCCGGACACCGCGGGCCGCCAUCGUGGCGAAGGGAACGGACGCCGUGUUGGAGUACCUUCGCAGCCGCAUCCCCGCAUGACCCUUGACCCCCCCCCCCCCCCCC
Molecule: messenger RNA, 3391 nt
Organism: Phycodurus eques (leafy seadragon)
Lineage: Eukaryota; Metazoa; Chordata; Actinopteri; Syngnathiformes; Syngnathidae
Gene: lrrc40
Product: leucine rich repeat containing 40
Exons: 14
Coding region: 1889-3367 (492 amino acids)
Molecular function (GO): protein binding
Source: RefSeq, a predicted model, not a curated record